CCCUCCCCUAAUUCACAUGCUCAUCAUGGAGGAAUAACGGGUACCUGCUUUACAGAGAGAGGAGGACAGGCUUAUUCCCAUUCCCAGCGACAUCUUGAAACAAUAGAGAAGAGCGCAGAAGAACACCUAUUGCAAGAUGAAAUAGUCUCGACGGUGGUCAGACUAUUCGCGAAUGUGAGUUAUACUGUUGUAGCAAAGCAGACAAUCGCGAUGAAGCAUUUUCUAAGGGUACUGGCCCAGUUACUGGUGUUCCUGUACUGUAAGUGUUUGUGGAGGGGCCUGAAGUUUGUCAUCAGGAAGUUGACUGGACGAUGUGAGCUUCAACGCAUCUGUUACAAUAACAAACCCGGUGCUCGAAGGACACUCAAGAUCGAAUCCUCACUCAAAUGCUCUAAACAUGAGCUUUUGCAGUCUGCCAUCAACAUUCACCCAGAUUCUGUGGAAAAGACUAUCGAUGAUAUAAUGUCCCUGAAAAAGAUCAACCCUGACACUAACCCACAGCUUGGCAUCUCUCUCCAGGCUUGCCUGCUCCAGAUCGUGGGUUACCGAAACCUAGUAGUGGAGGUGGAGAAGCUGCGUAGAGAGCCGUAUGCCUGUGAAAACCCAGCACAUGAGGAGAUGCUCAUGAAGCUGUGGAAGGAACUCCGUCCUGAUUCUCCUCUCUCUGGACGCAUCUCAAAGCAAUGGUGUGAGAUUGGUUUCCAAGGAAACGACCCCAAGACUGAUUUCAGGGGCAUGGGUCUCCUGGGUUUGCACAACCUACUGUAUUUUGCAGAGCAUGACAAAGCCACCGCUCUCCAAGUUCUUCAUGACUCUCUGCAGCCCAAACACAGGAACGUUUCCAAAGAGGAAGCCAGCAAGAUGAGCAAAGCUGAUUGGGACAAGAAGAAAUUUGACAAAGCGAUUGGAUACUCCUUUGCCAUAGUUGGCAUAAACAUCACAGACCUGGCAUAUUCCCUGCUGGUGAGUGGGGCUCUGAAGACUCAUCUGUACAAUGUGGCACCAGAGAUGCCAAGUCUAGUGCACUUUCAACAGACCUUCUGUUAUCUGAUGCAGGAGUUCCACAGAUUCUGGAUCGAGGAAGAUCCACGUGACAUCAUGGAGUUCAAUUGCGUGCGCACCAAGUUCCACAAGCACGUCCUGAAGCAGCUGAAGAACCCUGACAUGGCACUGUGUCCUCACUUCACUGCCUCUGACCUUCACCUGGUCAACCUGUAGCUUCUCAUUCAUCUCAACUCUCAUGACCUUUCACCUCCUCAUCCUUAAAGCCCAUGUCACAUUACUGCCAACUGCUUAGCCGGUCUCUUUCUCACACAUUCUCACACCAAUGUCUCCUUCAGCCCAUCCGACCCGACGUUACUGAAGAUCACCAGCACUGCUGAAGACCAUGUUGAUUGUACGUGUGCAUGGCAACAGAUCACCACCUUACAGCUUUCACACUGAUUGUGAUAUUUACAGCUAUCUGAAUGUGGAUGGGAGAAAGAUCUCUCCCGAUAGGACAAAGUUCCCUAUCCACCAGUAGGUAGAGCUGUUGGUACGUAUUGGGUAAGACACUGAGCUUCAGGUGCGCAAGAGUUUUUACCCACAUCCACCACAGUAGGCUGCGCUGAUACCAGGCACACUUAGAAACAGGUGGCCAUUGUUUGUAUACGCUAUCAUACAGUUUCAGAGCUGCUAUAUUAAAGAUAACCUUUGUUUAAUUAUUGUAAAUCUUUUAAAGGAAUAUUCAAGAUUCAGUACAAGUUAAGCUCAAUCAACAGUACCUUUGGUAUAAUGUUGAUUGCGACAAAAAUAUUCUUUAAAAAAAACAAAAUCUGGCUUACAGUGACAUUUACAAUGUAGGUAAAUGGGGCCAAUUUGUAAAUAUUAAAAUACUGUUCCAAUACUGUAGCCAUAAGAAGAUACACGUGUAUAAUUGCAGUGUGAAAUACUAACCUUUUCUGUGUAAAGUUAUUUACAAUUUUAUAACAUUAUUGGCAUGACAACCCUUAAAACAAUUGUAAAUACGAUGAUUUAAACAGAUUGACAUCUCAAAUAAUACAUACAUUUUAUCAGAAGAAUUCAUAUUAGUGCUUUUAUGGUAUUAUAAGUGUCAAAUUUCUGCUUUUAAACACUUUAAAAUGGGCCCCAUUCAUAUCCACUGUGGGUGGCUCACUGUAAGCCAGAUUUUAUUAUUAUUAUUUAAAAAAAGGGAAGAGUCGACAUACAUUUUUGUGGUAUUCAACAUUAUCCCACAGAUAAUGUUACGUCUAACUCGCAUUGAACCCAGAACAAUCCUUAAAAUGGAAAUGAUUUCAGCUUGCUGUAUUUACAGAUGAUUAUUCAUUCAGAAUUUCAUAACCAUUAUUGUCACUCUCAUAUUCUGAAUCUCAUUCUUCUGUCACAUACGUACAGUACAUACUGUAGACUACAUGUUGCCAAGAAGCAGAGCUUAAAAUCAAAUAUUCACUUUCCACAUAUGGUAGGAUAAUGUGUGUUUUGUGAAUGUUAUCAUGCAGAGCACAUGAUUGUUUUACAAAUGCAUUAGUGUUGAUGUAAACAAAAAAAAAGAUGGAAUGUUCCAUUUUUCUGUUCUAGCACCAAAGCAAUAAGUGACGUUUAGAACAUUUAGUAGAACAGUCUUGUUUUCUUUUGCACACGUGGUGCCUCUGUUGUAUUAAGACACUAAUUAGCAUAAUUAAUGUAUAACUCGCUUUGUCAACUAAGUUUUGCCCUCAGUGUGAGUAUUUCAGGCUUUCUUUGGUCUCUUCUGCAUUUCUUUCACUUUUACAGCUGUCACAUCACAAAUGCAUGUUGCUCUUUUGUUUAAGUUUGUCCAUUAACCCUUUAACAUGAUGGACGGUCACAGGGUUUGCAUGAUGAUCUAGUUUUUGCCUGCAAAAAAUUGUAUCAGAAUGUCACUUCAUUUUAAUGUUGUUAAUCGGUGCAAUGAAUGUCUAUGCUAUUGGCAGUGUUAAGCAGCUUCUUUUUAAUAGCUAUUGGUUGAACUGUGUUUCCACAUGAUUUUUAAAUGUGUAAAAAGUGUCAUAUAUUUCUCAUUGCAGCACUUUUACAGAUGAGACAGAAGCACUUGCUGUACAUAAAGCCUUAGAGGUGGAAUACAUGGAAACAUUAUUAAAGCUCAUCAUUAUGCAUGGCUGAAUGUUUA
Messenger RNA from Sinocyclocheilus grahami, 3148 nucleotides. RefSeq names its product ELMO domain-containing protein 1-like. Gene Ontology annotation, molecular function: GTPase activator activity. The transcript has 13 exons. Lineage: Eukaryota; Metazoa; Chordata; Actinopteri; Cypriniformes; Cyprinidae. The record is from RefSeq and is a predicted model, not a curated record. Bases 211 to 1218 code for a protein of 335 amino acids.